Patella vulgata (common limpet) is the source of this 6085-nucleotide messenger RNA. Its product is annotated as afadin- and alpha-actinin-binding protein B. Lineage: Eukaryota; Metazoa; Mollusca; Gastropoda; Patellidae. The record is from RefSeq and is a predicted model, not a curated record. The transcript is spliced from 15 exons. The coding region runs from base 161 to 1894 and encodes 577 amino acids.
AGGGCGCUAUGCAUCACAAUGGUAUUGGUUGACAGGGUUGCGUUCUAAAGAGCGUCGAUAUGAUUUAGAUUUAAACCUCAAAAAUUGUGGUUGGUUGUAAGCCAGAUUUGCACAUUAUAAGCCCCUUUUUUGUAAAGUCUCACCCAACUAGAGUUUCAGAAUGGCUGAUUGGAGCUUAUUACAAAGUGUAAAUGCCUCUAGUGCCAAAUUUUGUACUGGUGACAAUGUUGCUACGUGUCUAGCUAUAUUAUCUCAGGAAUUACAAGUUCAAGGCUUCCCACCUUUACCCAUUCAUAGUGGUGGUGAAACAGAUACAGUGGCACUUAUUAAUGCUCUUCACGAAAUACAAACUAGAUACCAAAAAGAAAGAAAUGUCAGAGAAGAACUUGAAAAUAGACAUCACAGACUUUGCGGAGACCUAGAACAUCAGAAAGGUGCAGUUACCAGAUCCAAACGGCAUCUAGAGCAAGCUAACAAAGAAUUAUUGGAGGGAACUGAAAAACUUAGACAAAUAACAAUUAAAUACAAACUUUUGUCCACUAAGUUAAAAACUGAAAAAGAAGAGGUGAAGAGGUUGAAUUUGGUGUUAAAAAGUCGAGACAUUAAAUAUAAACAUGAGAUAAAGAAAAAUGAACAAGACUUGGCUAAAUUAAAAGACAGAAUACAUCAACUAUUAAGUGAUAAAACACUAGAUAGAAAUAUAGGAUUAGAUAUGAUCAAUGUUUUACAAAGAGCUGAUGGUAAAAGAGGAACAUGGAAUACAAGAAGUGCUGGCAAACAAGAAGAAGAAAUGUAUCAGGGUAUGAUGGCAUGCUACGAAGAAAGACAUCAGGAAUUAAUGUGUGAAAAUACUCAAUUACGUGACUGUCUUUACACUUUGCAAAAAAAUCUGGCCUCCUUAAUAAAUCGUCCAGAUUUAUCAGAAACAGAAAUGUCUCCUUUAAAGAGAGCUUCCAGUAAUCAGUCCAUAUCCAUAGAAGAAGAAGAUGUUGUAGAACUGAGAAAUGGCAUCAAUAUUGAUGAACUCUCUGAUAAUGGGUAUUUUCAUCUUCCACUAGAAACCAUUCAAAGGGAUAUAGAAAAUAAAUUUAUAGACACUUGUGAAAAACUUAAAAAGAACUUGAACAUCAAGAGACAUGUGGGUACAGGUAUUGCUCAAGUAAAUCCUCCAUCUUCCAAACAGUUAAUGUUAACAGAUAACAAUGCUAUUGUAUCUAGUAAUAACAAUUCCUUGUCACCUACUAGACCUGAUCAAUUUCUACAGGUAACUAGUCUCCAACAUCAAGUUACAGUUUAUAAAGAUAUAAUACAAAAACAAGAAGAACUUCUACAUUUACAGGUAAAAGCAAAAGAACAAGAAAAUAUAGAAAGACAACAGAAACUUUUAGAUAGAGAAAAAUCUGAAAUAGAGGAAAAACGCAUCCAGUAUUCUCUUGCAUCAGCUGAACUUGAGAGACAGAGACAGAAGUUAGAGGAAGAAAAAUAUCUUAUUCUGCAACAAGAAUUUCUCAGUAUGUCUCCAUUUAAAGAUGAACAGAUUUCUCCACUAAAAGAAGAAACAUCUCUUACUGAUUUUCAAGAAAGAGAUAUGCCACAUGUACGUCUAUUACCAGCUACACCAGUAUUUUCUCCUGCUAAAAUUACUACUAAACAUAGAAAGUCUACAGACAUGUUGAGAGCCAGAAUAUCUAAUAUGUUUAAGUCUGAUUGUGUUAAUGAGAGAAAGAAAAUCAAAGAACAAGAACAUUCUGUAUCGCUUUCAUCUUCUGAUUUAUCUGCUGUUAGCACAGAAGAAACAUCAUCUACUUUACACAAUCUAACAGUUGAGCAGCUAGACAUUUUGAAACAAUCAAUAUUAUUGCAGUCUCUUUCUAAAGCUGCAAAAACUGAGUAAAUUCAUGAGAAACACACCUGAAUACAAUGAUGAAUAACCUCAUUUUGUGGAGUACACUAGUCAAGUACAAAAUGUAAUCGCAACAUCCAUGCCACAGACCUCAUCUGGUUUUCUGAUAUUAGAAAAGUAAUUAAUCCUGAUGGAAGAGAGUUAUUAAUAAUAGAAACACAUUACUGCACAUCAAGGGCAUGUAUGAUGAAUGUAAUUUAUACUGUGCAAAAGUCUGUAGACUUAUUUAUAGUAAUUCCAAUUGAUAAAAAAUUGCAAUUUUUCCAGCUUAUUGAUUUUAUAAUUUCUAUGAUUUGCUCUUUUUGAUCAUUUUUUAAACCUCCAUUUAUUAACCCUUUAUUUAUUAAACCUUUAAGCUUCUAAUUGAAAGUUUUGUGUUUUGAAUUUUAGUUUUGAUACUCCCAAUAGGAAUUUCAUCUAAAUACAGUUAUAAUUACCAUAAUGUUUAUUAGAAAUGCAUUCCAUUGUACAAAUUAUCGGGUGAUAAUCUGUAGGCCUACUUAUUAACAAAGUUCUUAAAGAUGCAUUAUGUAAGAUUUACAGUACAAGUCAGGGUUAAAUACGUCGGACCUGGGCGGAAAUGAAAAAUCGUGGGCUUCAGUUAAUCAAUCGCUCUGCCCACGCUCUAAAUUCCGUUCUAAAUUUCACAAUUUUCAUCAGAUUUUGAUGAAACUUGAAAUGUGUGUUUAUAACCCAAAGAUUUUGGAUAUUCGCGCAUAUCGGAUUAUGGCCCCUGAUUGUACAAAAAAUUGCAUUUUAAGCUUAUGGUCUCUCUAGUGCUCUAGAGAUAAAACUUUUUAUUCAAUUUAAAAAAAAACGUUCGAAUAUAUCACCGCUACACCAUAAUGAUGGUUUAUUCCUGUGUCCUGCUGUAAGCCACUAAUACACCUAGAACAAUUUGAAAUUCAAAGUGUGUGAAGUUCUUAUGUAUAAAUAACGACAAUAUGCUAUCUGUAACUCUUACAAAGACUAUUUUCAAAAUGAACUGGUCUUUAAAUGCUUAUUGAUGUGAUUUGAAUGCUUAUGAUUAUGUAUUAUUAUAAUAUUAAUAACAUGUAUUGUACUGUGAUGAUUAUAAUUAGUUUAAAUCAGUAGAAUAUCUUUUGAUCAAAGUGUGUUUAAAUAUACAAUUCAGGUUCUAAAAUUUAACUAGUUGUUGUAUGUACAAUGUACUAAAAUAGCUUUUUAUGAUAAUGUUCUUUUCAUUAUUAUAUAAUGUUUUGUUGCUUAUAUUGCCUGAUUUAGUCUGAAUUAAAGGGCAAAUCCCAAUUAUAUUUUGGUGAAUGAAACUGCUUAAUUUUGUGUUGAAAACCCUUAAAAUCCUCUAUCUUAGGGCUGAGCAACUAACUCAAUAUAUGUGAUACGUUUUCAAACAACUUAAACCGACCAGUCUUUAUCCGGUGCCCCAAACUGUAUUAUUCUGUGUCUGGAUAAAACCAGACUUUUAUUUUAUAACAAUAAGGUGAAGGUGAAAUUUACCUUUCUAUAUCAAGUACAGCACAUGGGCCCUGCAUUGUAUAAAGGAAUGGCAAUCGAUUAUCAGGUCGCCCAAUGAAAAAAUUGACCUGAAAUCUUAAAAGGGUUACGUGUCCGGAUGAGCAGUUUUGACGUUCACGUCCGAACGACUUAAUAUUUUGAUUUGACAUUUCGAGACAAGCUAAAUAUACACCAUUCCUCUAUAUUUUGGUGCUUAAAUUUCAUAUGUACACAGACUCUGUUCAAAUCGGGAUAGUCCCUUUAGGCUUAACUGUUGAUGAGUAUAUAAGGAACAUGAAGUUAGGGUUAUUAAUUGUUGCCAACUAGAAUAGUCAUGUUUCAGUCAUUUAAUAUAAUAAAUUGACUUUUACACCACCAGCUUGAGAUCUUUUUGUUUAGACUCCUUUAAGACCUAUUUAAAGGAGCUAAAUCGCUAAUAUUUGGGACUUAGAAAUUGACUCACAUAAUAAUAUAAUCUAAUUGUAUCUAAGCUGAUUUACAUUCAAUUGUUUCUGUUUUGACUCUUAAUUUCAAAUCAGUUAUGUCCAGCGAAAUACCGCAUGAGUCUCAACCGAAUGUCAAUUUCUAGCGUCUGGUUAUUCCAGUCUACUGCGCAUGCUCUCCAGAUAAGAUACAUGUAUGGCGUCACAGUUUGACACAUGUCUAGCCUCGUUCUUUCUGGUCACUUGUUACAAACGACUCUGAAACGCACUAUGGUACACGAUUCAUGUACCAAUGGUAAAAUGUUUAUUUUGUCUUAAAUAUUGGAUAUCAGAAGCCUACCUUUUCCCGGUAAGAUCACAACAUCAAUGUUGAUUUGAAUUGACAAAUAAUUCGUGUUUUCAAGGUGUAAGACUUUUGGUGAUAUUGAGUUAGAGACUUAGCUACUUUAAUUCUGAUAAAUGUCUUUUUUAUGAUAGCUUGUAUAUUUCUACAUAUUUUUGAAUCAAAGUUUGUUUUUUCUUCAAAAAUAAAAUGUAUUACAUUAUUAUCAAAAGCCUAUAAUUUUUUAUAAUUUGGGGAAAUUCAUUCCAUCCAUUCUGAUCUCACAAGAUAUUAAUAUAUUUUUGAUACAUAUAACAUUCUUAUGCUUUAUAUUGUUUUAUGUACAUGACUAAUAAUAAGAAAUAUAGUGACCUAACCAUCACCUUAGAAAACAGUUUAAUUUAUGUACUUGUUAUGUACUUUAAUUAUUUAUCAUUUGUGUAAUAAAACUACGUAUUUAAUUAUAUUAUUAUAGAAAUUAUUGUAGAGAGUUUAGCUUUAUUAAAAUAGCCGGUGCUAAUAUUGAUUUAUAAUAUGCAAAUAUAUGUUAUUAGUUUAGAUAUUAUGUUUUAUUGUUUUAAUGCCAAGUCUCCAGUGUGUAUAAUACAAUAAAUGAAUAUGUUUUGUAUUCUUUAUGAUAAAUCGGAACAAAUGUUUAAAUUGAAAGAACAAUAAUCAGAUUUUUGGCAAAAAUUUCCAAUUCCCAUAAUGACUGAUAGGUCAGUGUGUCCCCUCACAUCACAUACUGUAAAAGAUGAUAUGGUUAAAGCCGCUGAUCAUUAUUUGCUUUUUUCAGACAAUAUUUAAGUUUUAAUGACUUAAUCUGGACUGAAUUGUACUCAAAUUAAAAUAUCAGCUUGUCUUAAAUCUGAUUAAAAAGAGGCCAAUCAAGAGGUUUUAACCAACACUUAUAUGAGUUGCUGGCCUUUAUAUAGGAUCUGCAGAGGAUGCUGGAUUUUGAGACAUUUUCAGUUCAUCAUAUUUUUUGAACUGGUAUUCCUGUCAGAGAUUCAACUUUCAAAAUAUUGUAGUUUACAAGGGAUUCAAGAUAGAUCUAAUUCUAUCUUUAAAUUAGAAAUUUACUUGUAACAAAAUAAUAAUCCAUAUGAUUUAAUUAAGUUAAAUAAUAUUUAUUUGUAAAGGCACACAAGAAAUAUUGUUUGAUUAUUAUUUUAUAUUAAACAAAACUGCAUGCCUUUAUAUUGUAAAUUAGGGUACUGUCAUCAGAUAUAUCCAGAUUUGAUUUCUAUCCAGCCUGUAUUAAAUUGUAUCAUAUUUGUUGAAAUUUAUAAAGAAUAUGCAGUAAGUGCCUACUUCUAUAGCUUAUAAAUAUACAUGUGUAAAUGUAUGUCUCAAACUUGUGAGAAAUAGGUUUAUUUAACAUCAUCAUCCAUCACGGUGAUAUUGCAGAAAAAAUGUCUAGAAUUGCACUGCCUUUAUAUCAAUUUUUAUAUUGUGACUCUUUUAAAGUUUUAUAAUUGCAAGCUUUCCAGUCUUCUAAAGAUACCCUGUCAGAUUUGAAUGAAUCCAUUGUCUUCAUUUCAAUUAGAAUCACUUGAAUGGAUUUAAAAGACAACAACACAAACAAUAUAUCAGUACUAUAUUCUCUGAAAAGUUUUCUAUGUUGAAUAAAAUUUUGAGAGUUUUAUAGUUUUAAAAGUUUGAGCUACAAAUGUGAUAAGCUUGGUUUUAGCACAUAAAAGAUCCCUUGGCAGUUGGAAUUCGAUAUAAGAGUAGGCGAUAGUGCCACUGCCCGGGCAAAAUUUCCCUCAUAGCAUACUGUAUGGCUUAUGCCCGUCUUCAUUAGCCCAGUAUAGGAGCAGAACAGUAGAACGUUAAACCCCAUUUCAUUUCAUUUCAGCUUAGUUUUAAGGGGAAUGACAUGACUGUUUGCAUAUAUUUAAUAUUUAAUGUACAUUCAAAAUGAACGUUAUUCAAAAA